AUCGAGCUACCUCGAACAACCGUGCGCCCAUUCUCACACCUGAUUCUCAACAAUUUUUACGUGUUGUUCCAUCCUUUCUUUUAAGAAUUUACUAUUCCAUGUUCAGUGUAAUUUUAGAAAUGAUUUUCUAUAUACUGGUAAAAUAAUUUGAGUUCUGUUAUGAUUUAGUUUUAGUAAAAUAAGAGAUAGUUGCCGUUUGCGUUUUAAUACAAGAAUUAAGUAGCAAGCAGCAGUGUUAAAGUGACAUUUGUUUUAUUCGAAAAUAUUUAUUUUUCAAGGGCUAGAUACAAUGACGUGUAAAUUGACAAAAAAAAAUUUGAUCGGCUGUUUUUUAGCGUGAGAACUAUUAUCAGAUAGGUGCGAAAAAAAUCACGAUUUGAAAAAGUAAACAAUUACAAAAAAGUGUUUACGACGGUAUCGAAGACAUUCAAGUGCUAAAGACAAUUGCAUUGAAUUUAACGCGCAAAGAAAUUUGGGAGAGAGAGAGAAAAGAAAAGGAAAUAUCUUGGCACUUAAUUAGAGUGAGGUAGGUCGAAAUGCAGUCAAUUGACGUCUACAAUACCAGAGCCUAAAUAUCCUUGGGAAGAUGACGUGAGCUGGAAAGGGUCAGAGGUUGGUGUAUGCGUGCGCGAGCCACACAUAUCGUGUGCAUUCGCCCGUAACUAUAUGUAUACACAUACACGCGUGUAUAACAACGGGGCGUGCAGUGCGAAGAACGUCAGUCGAGCUGCAAAGUGAUGUGUUACUCUCUUCGCGAAGCCUGCUUUCGGAUUCUCGUUGGUUCAAGUGAAAAUUGUUGAAGCCCGCCUAUAUGGAAGUUCGACAGACUCAUCGAUGAAUUCCCAGAUUCAGAUAGAAGAAGGCGAUAAUGAAAGUGCUGGACUCGCGAGACUGGCAACGACGAGGUAGAAGUUACCGGCGGCGAUCGAUUCGAGGAUGAGGUGCCGAUCGACGAGGAGGGCCGCCGACUAAUGCUCGUUAACAUGCCGGCCCUCACACUCAUCCUUGCUCUUCUCGCCGUCACGCCCACCACCUAUGGACUUGAUCUUGGACAAUGCACGACGGCGUUGGGCAUGGAGAGCGGCGAAAUACCAGACGAAGACAUCACAGCGAGCUCGAUGUACGAUCCAACCCUCGGGCCAAAACACGCCAGAUUACGAAAAGACAGAGGCGGAGGCGCAUGGUGUCCGAAGAACAUGAUCACGAAAGAGGGAAAGGAAUAUCUCGAGAUAAACUUACGUAAGCCAAAAGUUCUUACGGAAACUCGCACUCAAGGUCGUUUCGGUAAUGGCCAUGGCGUUGAGUACACCGAAGAAUACUACAUCGAAUACUGGCGGACUGGAUUCACGGAAUGGCGUCGCUGGAAAAAUCGGCGUGGUAUGGAUUUGCUGGUAGGAAACGACAAUCCACAGACGGAAAAGGAGCAGAGCUUCGAUCCACCCAUCGUGGCUACCAAAAUCCGUUUCAUCCCCUACACAUCGCACAUACGCAUCGUCUGCAUGCGGGUCGAACUUUACGGCUGUCCUUGGACUGAAGGUCUUGUCUCAUAUUCGAUGCCUCAAGGUGUAGAGCGCGGCUCGGAGCUGGAUCUCACGGAUCGUACAUACGAUGGAGUUGAACAAGACGAAUACCUUACUGGAGGUCUUGGCCAAUUGACAGAUGGUCAGAAAGGACCGGAUAACUUUAGAGCAGACCUCAAUAACAAUGGUAAAGGCUAUGAAUGGGUUGGUUGGAGAAAUGACACGCCAAAUAUGCUAGGGCGACCCGUAGAAAUCACUUUCGAGUUUGAUUACACUCGAAACUUUACAGCAAUGCACCUUCAUACUAAUAACUUUUUUAGUAGAGACGUUCAGGUGUUCAGCCACGCGAAAGUCUACUUUAGUAAUGACAACACACAAUUCAAUGGCGAACCCGUGCACUUCUCAUACGUUCCUGAUCUUAUGUUCGAGCAGGCUCGUAACGUCACCAUAAAAUUGCACUCACGAUCUGGGAGAUUCGUUAGGCUGCAACUUUACUUUGCAGCACGUUGGAUUAUGCUCAGUGAAGUUAUCUUUGAUUCAGUUGUCUCAGAUUGGAAUAACAGCACCGAGGAAGAAGAUGUCAAGGUAAAAAAUGUGACGACAUUAACAACAGUGAUUCCUUCCCAUAACACGGAAGGGCCUUUUCAAAGAGAUGAAGUACAAGCAACAUUCAAUAAGGACGACACAAAUGUCAGCGUUUUUCCAGAUAAAAGUAAAGAACCAGAAUCAAGACAGCUUAUCGGUUUAGUAAUUGGGAUAUUAACGACUGUUAUCGUUAUGCUUUUGGCUGCCAUCGCUUUCAUCUUUUAUAGAAACCGAAGACUUAAAGCUGCUCUUUCACCAACGAAUUUCUUCAACCAACAAGGUGAACUAAAGGUCUCAGUGGAUGAAGGUUUCGCCGUGGGCAGUAGCGGCGUGGACAAGGGACCAAUUUGCCCCCCACUUCCGUUGCAGUACCAUCCAAGCGCUUACGCCACCACGACCACUCCGCAGCUUCACAAAACUACUGCCUCGGACUAUGCUGUAGUAGAAGAACCAGAGAAUCGUUCAGUCAUUCCACUACUGCUCAACACGGCGAUCAAUCUAAGCCGACCGAUUCCACCCGCAGCACUGGAGUAUCCAUCAGGCAAAGCACCGCCUAUUCCGCCACCACCGGAAAAGUAUUACGCCAGUUCGGAGAUCGGCAAGAGCCCACCGCUGCCACCAUUACCCGCAUCGCCGAAUCCGAGCUGCACACCGCCACCUCACAGUGGGAAAGCUUCCAGUAGUCUGAAUAGUUAUAGUCCUGAAGAUAUGAUGACUGAGGACGAUGAUGAUGCUGUUGCUGGACUACUUGAUUGUAUAAUAUUUGACUUUCCGCGAGAAAGGCUGAAUAUUGUUGAAAAUUAUGGAUCUGGUUACUUUGGCGAAAUACAUAUUUGUGAGAUCGAUCGAUUUCCCGGUUACGAUGAAGUUUUUAGAAAUACCACUAGCGAUCUUGUUGUUGUGAAGUCAUUGAAACCGGGCUCAUCGGAAUUAUUUAGGAUAGAGUUUAGAAAAGAAGCCAAAAGACUGGCGCGCAUCAACGAUCGCAAUGUCGUACGGCUGCUAGGCGCCAGCCUUGACAAUGAUCCCAUGUGUGUCGUUUUGGAAAAUUGUGAACUUGGAGAUCUUAACCAGUACCUGCAAAGUCACGUCGCCGAGACAACUACCGUGCAGACAGCAAAAACAUUGAGUUUUGGUACUCUGAUAUACAUGGCUACUCAAAUAGCAUCGGGCAUGAAGCACCUCGAGGAAAUAGACUUCGUGCAUCGGGAUCUCGCUACAAGAAACUGCCUCGUAAGCCAAGGACAUUUCAUAAAGAUCUCGGACCUCGGGCCAGGUAGAAAUGCAUAUUCGGCGGAUUAUUUCAAGAUUGAAGGUCGAUCAGCACUACCCAUACGCUGGAUGGCUUGGGAAUCGUUACUUCUGGGAAAUUAUUCAUCCAAAAGUGAUGUUUGGGCAUUUGCCGUGACAUUAUGGGAGAUCCUUACAUUUGCGCGUGAGCAGCCAUUCGAAGAAUUGCCCGACCACCGUAUAGUUGAAAAUGCAACUUAUUUUUAUCAGCAAGACGAGAGAAGGAUAAUCCUGCCACUGCCAAAGAACUGUCCAAAAGAAAUCUACGACUUGAUACGCGAGUGCUGGCAGCGCAACGAAACAAACAGGCCAAGCUUCCGUGAGAUACAUCUGUUUCUGCAACGUAAAAAUCUGGGCUACAAGCCAGGCAGCGUUAAUCAGCGCAAUGAUACUUGAUACAAAGAACUCGAAGGCUGGAAUUUGAUCCGGCUUUCUAUGAUGGGCGAGCUCAAUGGCAAUUGGUGGGAGCCAAGUAAUAAUGAAACGCUCCGUUGAAAGAAAAUAAUGCGCGCCGAACGACACUAAGAAACAGAAUAAAGAAAUAAAAAAAAUGGUGCUGACACAUUAGCGACAGCAAAACAGCAGCAGCUCGACAAUAACCGCGCGCUUCCCUACUCGAUGUGUAUAUGAGAUUACGUAGUUGUGUCCUCGAGUCGAUGUUCGAUAACGCGAUCCUCUCAGACCCCUGAUUUCUUCUACUUUCUUUCAGUCUCUCUCACCUUCUCUCACUGGCGAAGCCGCGAUGUAUUAUACGUGCCAUUGUGGAUGUGUCACUCCUUUUCUUCUCUCCUGUUUCGUUGAUAGUUUUGUGUUCAUACUUUGCGGAUUUGCAAUGAAAUAUUAAUUUUGUAAUAAUUUGACUACGCGUACGAUCAUUGUAUGUAAAUAAGCAUAACGUCAAUACGCUGUGAACUUAAAAAGAAAAAAAUAAUAUAGAUCGUCGACAAGAGUAAAUUAGUUUAGUGAGGUCAAGUUAAUUCAUUGUGUUUUGUACAAUAUGAUGUUAUGCAAACUUAUAGUUUGUAUUUUAAGUUUUAUUAUUUGUGUUAUUAGUUACGGUUAGUUCUAUUCAGUUUUAUACUAUUUGAUACGAAUACAAUACUACAAUAUUAAUAUGAACAUACACCAAAAAUAAAAAAAGUGGACGCAGCAAUUAUUGAACACUAUUUAUUGUUAGUUGGCAUUUCCACCGCACGUUUGAAAUAUAACUCUGUUAACUACCUUAUAAAUUUAUAAGAUUGUACCCCAUGUAAAUGA
Messenger RNA from Phymastichus coffea, 4652 nucleotides. RefSeq names its product discoidin domain-containing receptor 2 (gene Ddr). Gene Ontology annotation, cellular component: signaling receptor complex. The transcript is spliced from 19 exons. Gene Ontology annotation, molecular function: protein tyrosine kinase collagen receptor activity; ATP binding; collagen binding. Gene Ontology annotation, biological process: protein phosphorylation; cell surface receptor protein tyrosine kinase signaling pathway; multicellular organism development. Bases 972 to 3791 code for a protein of 939 amino acids. The record is from RefSeq and is a predicted model, not a curated record. Lineage: Eukaryota; Metazoa; Arthropoda; Insecta; Hymenoptera; Eulophidae.